GGCCGCCCCUGGUUUUUUGCUGCAACUUUUUUUUGCAGGAUACAAAAAUAAAUCUAUAAACUAAUCAAUCUAACUUGAUGAAGUACUUUGUAGGUCAGUCAAAAUGGACAAGAGUUGGAUGACAAUAAAAAAUAGAAUGAAGAGUAAAGAGUAUAGAGAAGGGGUGAAGUCCUUUAUUGAAUUUGCGGUGGCAAAUUUAGGCUCAGCAAAUGAUAUUUGGUGUCCUUGUGUCGAGUGCAUGAAUGACAAAAAACAAAGCAUUCAAGUUGUCAAGAUUCAUUUGAUGUUGAAAGGAAUCUCGCCUUCUUACAAGACUUGGGUGCAACAUGGAGAAUCUGUUCACGUGCAUCAAUCUUGUGUUUCAAAUGAUGCUAACUGUGACAAUGGUGGAGGUGUUGAGGAUAGAAUGGCUGGGGAUGGCACCGAUGAUAGGGACGAAUUGUCUAAUAUGCUGGAAGCUGUUUACAUGGGCGAGGAGAAUGUGUCCAAUUAAGGGCAUACCGACGUGGCGGCAUGUAGACGAGGCUACUCAAUCUGCUAUCAUACAAUCUGUCCUUGACAAGUUCAAAAUCUCGGAUGAUUAUUAUGGCAAUCUAGUAGCUCAGCAAGCUGUCCAUAGAAAAUGCUACAAUAUUCACAGAAAUUGGAGGCACAAUAUGAAAUUGCAUUACAAGCAUGUUAAGAACGUCUUACAUGUGGAUCCUUAUAGUCAUCCAUACGAACAUGUGACUCAAGAGGAUUGGCGCCACUUAAUUGACGAUGUGUGGAAAAUUUAUAAGUAA
Molecule: messenger RNA, 782 nt
Organism: Phoenix dactylifera (date palm)
Lineage: Eukaryota; Viridiplantae; Streptophyta; Magnoliopsida; Arecales; Arecaceae
Source: RefSeq, a predicted model, not a curated record